Molecule: messenger RNA, 1031 nt
Organism: Nelumbo nucifera (sacred lotus)
Lineage: Eukaryota; Viridiplantae; Streptophyta; Magnoliopsida; Proteales; Nelumbonaceae
Product: cyclin-dependent kinase-activating kinase assembly factor-related / CDK-activating kinase assembly factor-like protein
Biological process (GO): regulation of transcription by RNA polymerase II; DNA repair
Cellular component (GO): transcription factor TFIIH holo complex
Source: RefSeq, a predicted model, not a curated record
GUCUGCCCAAGUUCCCAAAGCUCAAGCAGACCCCCAAGUGGGGCGAGCGGAAGAGUAGUAGAAGAUUUCACAGAGGAAUAGAGAGGAGGAGAGAGAGAAGAAGAGAGGAAAGCUAUCAUCGCCAUCAGCCGUCAAGGUUGCCGUGGAUAACUUCUGUUUCUCUGCUUCUUCUGCCCGACAUUUCCCGUCCUGGUGAUUAUUGGGCCGUGUAAUGCAGUUAGCAUUGCAGCAACCAUCAGCUUAGCAAGGCUCGUCAAUCUUGAAUGCAGAGGUAGUGAGAAGAAGGGCAGAGAGAAACCAUGGUGGUGGCCUCCGGAACUAAUUCCUAUACUAAGGAGAUAGCCAUCCGUAGGAGGAUUGCCAACAUAUAUAAUAAGAGAGAAGAGGAUUUCCCAUCUUUGAGAGAAUAUAAUGAUUACUUGGAAGAAGUGGAGGAUAUGACUUUCAAUUUGAUCGAAGGAAUAGAUGUCCCUGCUAUUGAAGCGAAAAUUGCCAAGUAUCAGGAAGAAAAUGCCGAGCAGAUAAUCAAUGCCCGAGCUCGUAAGGCUGAAGAACUGGCAGCAGCUUUGGCAGCAAGCAAGGGACAGCCUGCACAAGCCAAUGUGGUUGAUGUGACAACGGGUCAGAGCUCUCAAGCAGGGGUUGCACAGGGGCAGUAUGCACCUGCUGUGCCUGGAGGUGCACUUGGGCAACCACGACCAACAGGCAUGGCCCCACAGCCUGUCCCAGUUGGAGGUGGACCUGACUUGCAUGGUUAUGCAGCUGAUGAUGAAGAAAUGAUGAAGCUCCGAGCAGAGAGAGGCGGGAGGGCAGGCGGAUGGACAGCAGAACUGAGCAAAAAGAGAGCACUCGAGGAAGCCUUUGGUAGCAUUUGGAUUUGAUUUCUCCAUACAGUGGUAUCAGUGUCCUUGUUUGGGAAAUGCUGAGCCUCUCUUUUGUCAGAUUCUGAUUGUGUAAAGAAUAUCAGUUUUGUCAGCAUUGUUUGCUGUGUUGUUUCAAUGCAAGAACUUUCCAACACAUGAGUUCAUUCA